This is a messenger RNA of Myzus persicae (green peach aphid), 924 nucleotides long. RefSeq lists its product as uncharacterized. The coding region runs from base 371 to 880 and encodes 169 amino acids. Lineage: Eukaryota; Metazoa; Arthropoda; Insecta; Hemiptera; Aphididae. The transcript is spliced from 3 exons. The record is from RefSeq and is a predicted model, not a curated record.
GCAAUUAAAUUUUCGAACGAUUUCAUUAACGGUAUACAAACUUUAUUUUAUUUAGAUAAUUGUAUUUAUUACCAUGCGAUAGUUGUUGGCACGCGCCCAGACAGUUUUUAUAGUGGUUAUACACGCAUUAGAUGACAUAUUUUGUUUGCUUUAACAUUUUUCUUUUCCCCGCUGAACACUUUAAACAUAGCAAUAACUAAUAGCCAUAGCAGACUAAUAUUAUAUGGUGGGCGAUAAAAAUAUUUUUUAAUUUACGUGCUUUAAGAUACAAUAAUUAUUGUUGUUUUACAGGGAUCAGCAAGCUCAGUAUAAUAAAGUCGUUAAAGAACUAUUUCAGACUUGUGAGUUAUUAAGUUCCCAACUAAGAAACAUGUUAUUUUUUAACGACAGAAACUCAAGGAUCGCCGAAAUGACAGCUGAGAUCGCCCAGUCGUCAAAACAGUUAAAAGAAAAAAAUGAAAAAAUCUGCGCGGAAUUAGACUUGGCGAUUAAAAAUCGCAUGAUACGCAAGUGGUCUAUAUUAAAAACUUCAACUGACAAACAAUCACUUGAGUCAUUUUUGAGCGAAUUAACCGGCAUGAAAACAGUGAUGAUGUUGAGGCAUCAACAGGUGAUUGGCGUUCUGGAAAAAAUGCAACGACGCGUUCACUCGUCCAAAAUGCCGUGCAGCAGCUUGGUGGACUGCAACGACGGUUUCGACAUUUCCGCGAUCGGGUCACAGCGUUUCAACUAUCUGCUCCGGGGCGACGAUGUUGACGCCGACGUCGUUGCCGCCGCUACCACCUCAAAGGUCGUAAGCGAAGGAGACGGCUGGGACACGCUAGGCGAAAGCAGCUCUCGCGGGACGUUUCAAGACGCGAUGAGUGUUAUUAUUGUGUAAGCAUUUUUAUACGUUUUAUAAUUCAUGUUUUUUUAUAUAUAAAU